This is a messenger RNA of Rhododendron vialii, 1235 nucleotides long. Its product is annotated as tryptophan synthase alpha chain. The transcript is spliced from 9 exons. Lineage: Eukaryota; Viridiplantae; Streptophyta; Magnoliopsida; Ericales; Ericaceae. Gene Ontology annotation, cellular component: chloroplast; cytosol. Gene Ontology annotation, biological process: L-tryptophan biosynthetic process. The record is from RefSeq and is a predicted model, not a curated record. Gene Ontology annotation, molecular function: tryptophan synthase activity. Bases 174 to 1130 code for a protein of 318 amino acids.
UAAUCCAAUAACUUUAGGCUGAUCUGUCAUCUGAGAGUACAUUUUUAGGUGGGGCCAAAACAAAUCCUCAAGGACCUCAGCCGGGGGGGAACCCUCUGUAAAGCGAAGCCCAGCAUCGGUCAGUCAGACACUUACACAGCCGCCGCAAAGGCCCAGCAGAUUUUGAUGUUCCGAUGGCCAUUGCCCUGAAAGCAAACAGCUUCUUGCAAUUGAAGAAUACGAGCAACUCCCACCACAACCAUAUUCUCAUUCAACCCUCCCAUACCCCAAGAUUUGCGAUUCCAUCCAGGAAAUUCAAGACCCCAAUGGCUAUUCUCAGUGUCUCCACCCCAACAGUUGGACUCUCAAAGACUUUCACCCGGUUGAGAAAUCAAGGCAAAGUGGCUUUUAUCCCAUACAUUACGGCUGGUGAUCCUGACCUUUCAACAACGGCAGAGGCGCUUAAAAUUCUUGAUGCUUGUGGAUCAGACAUAAUUGAGCUGGGUGUGCCCUAUUCUGAUCCUUUGGCAGAUGGUCCAGUUAUACAGGCCGCUGCUACACGUGCACUGGCAAGAGGGACUAAUUUUAAUGCAAUUCUUUCGAUGUUGAAGGAGGUAGUACCUCAGAUAUCUUGUCCACUUGCGUUAUUUACGUACUACAAUCCAAUACUUAAGCGUGGGGUUGAGCAGUUCAUGUCUACUGUGAAAGAUGUUGGCGUACACGGUCUUGUUGUCCCAGACGUGCCGUUGGAAGAAACUGAGAGCUUGAGAAAGGAAGCUGUUAAGAAUAAUAUUGAAUUGGUACUGCUCACGACGCCCACUACUCCAACAGAGCGAAUGAAAGCCAUUGUUGAAGUUUCAGAGGGAUUUGUGUAUCUUGUGAGUUCGGUUGGAGUCACUGGAGCUCGCGCAUCUGUUAGUGGAAAGGUUGAAUCUCUAUUGAAGGAUAUUAAAGAGGCAACAAGUAAGCCGGUGGCAGUAGGUUUUGGCAUUUCAAAACCUGAGCACGUGAAGCAGGUAGUAUCAUGGGGAGCUGAUGGGGUGAUUGUUGGUAGUGCUAUGGUGAAACUGCUGGGUGAAGCAAAAUCUCCAGAGGAAGGGUUGAAAGAACUAGAAAUCUUCGCCAAGUCAUUGAAAUCUGUGUUGCCUUAAACUAUAACUCUCUGUCAUUUCAAGAGUAUCUUGUAUCCUCAUUCUGGAACUUCGACAGGCAUUGGCACAAGCCACAUUCAAUAGCAUGAGAUUUUGACUUCGUAA